UAUGAGCGAUGUACCUAUAUAUCCAUUAAUUGAUUAUAACAAGCCUAUAACUCAUAUAGUAUGUUAUUUAUAAAAUAAUAUACAGACCUAGAUUAAUGUAUUUUUUACUUUUUUAAUUUAAACUCACAUACACGCAUUAAAACGCCGAAAAUAUGAAUAACUCAAUAGUUCGCUUCGGCAGCUUUUUAUUUACACGCUCUUGCCACCGAACAAUUGCACGUAGGUCUCUGUCACACUAUCCAAUCGAUGAUAUUUUGUUUAACCUCAAUGAUGAACAAAUUCAGUUACGUAAAACCGUUUUUGAUUAUGCUCAGAGAGAGAUAGCAACGAAAGCGGCUGAAAUAGACAAGACUAACACGUUCAAUGAUCUGAGGAAAUGUUGGCUGGAAUUGGGAUCGCUUGGUCUCCUAGGCAUAACCAUUCCGAUAGAAUACGGAGGUACUGGAGGCAGUUAUACUGACCAUGUCAUUGCUAUGGAAGAGAUUACUAGAGCCAGCGGAUCUGUGGGCCUGAGCUACGCAGCCAACACUAACUUGUGUAUGAAUCAGAUUCGAUUGAACGGUACCCAUGAACAAAAGGUCAAAUACUUACCAUCGUUAUGCAAUGGCCAAGCUGUUGGAGCGCUGGCAAUGUCUGAACACGGUUCGGGUUCUGACGUAGUUUCUAUGAAGUUGAAAGCAGAACGAAAAGGAUCUCAUUAUAUUCUAAAUGGUAGUAAAUUUUGGAUCACGAAUGGACCAGACGCUGACGUGCUAGUGGUCUACGCUAGAACGAAUCCAGAUAUUAAAAAACAGCAUGGUAUUACUGCGUUUAUAAUUGAGAAAUCAUUUGAAGGGUUCACUACUGGCCCAAAACUCGAUAAACUUGGUAUGAGAGGUUCUAACACUUGUGAACUUAUUUUCCAAGAUUGCAAAGUACCUGUUGAAAAUGUGUUAGGCGAGGAAAAUAAAGGUGUAUACGUUUUAAUGUCCGGACUAGACUUGGAACGAAUGGUGCUUAGUGCCGGGCCUGUCGGAUUAAUGCAAGCGUGUAUAGACCUGACAUUUGAUUACGUACAUUCUAGAAAACAGUUUGAUACUAAAAUUGGAGAGUUUCAAUUGAUUCAGGCUAAAAUUGCCGAUAUGUAUACAAUAUUGAGUGCUACUAGGAAUUAUCUGUACAAUGUAAGUAGGGCUUGCGAUAAAGGUCACAUUUGCAGUAAAGACUGUGCUGGAGUGAUACUUUUUUCUGCUGAAAAUUCGGUUAAAAUGGCAUUGGAUACCAUACAAUGUUUAGGUGGAAAUGGGUUUAUAAACGAUUAUGCGUCAGGCAGACUUUUGAGAGAUGCCAAAUUAUAUGAAAUUGGCGCAGGUACCAGCGAAAUCAGAAGACUAAUUAUUGGUAGAUCGCUAAAUAAAGAAUAUUCUUAAAACUUGUUAUUAAUUUUAUUAAUUGUUAUUGAUUUAAUACGAUCUUAACAGAUCAUAUAUUUAUCACGUUAUAAUUGUUUUUUUUUUGUGUAUGUUAUAAAUUAAUUUAAUUAUUAUGAUUGUUUUAUAAUCUUAAACACACGUUGUAGGUAUCUAGCUAUAGCUAAUGUAGAGACCCAUGCUGUUUAUAUAUUAUAAGAACAUUUGUAUGAUUUUGAUUUAAUUGUUUAUAUAUUUGCAAAUUGUAUUAUAAGUUAUAAUAUAAAUUAUAUGUAUUAUUUAUACACAA
Molecule: messenger RNA, 1698 nt
Organism: Rhopalosiphum maidis (corn leaf aphid)
Lineage: Eukaryota; Metazoa; Arthropoda; Insecta; Hemiptera; Aphididae
Product: isovaleryl-CoA dehydrogenase, mitochondrial
Exons: 9
Coding region: 153-1409 (418 amino acids)
Biological process (GO): L-leucine catabolic process
Cellular component (GO): mitochondrion
Molecular function (GO): flavin adenine dinucleotide binding; 3-methylbutanoyl-CoA dehydrogenase activity
Source: RefSeq, a predicted model, not a curated record